Messenger RNA from Wasmannia auropunctata (little fire ant), 2806 nucleotides. RefSeq names its product glycerol kinase (gene Gk2). The coding region runs from base 425 to 2296 and encodes 623 amino acids. Gene Ontology annotation, cellular component: mitochondrion. Gene Ontology annotation, molecular function: glycerol kinase activity. Gene Ontology annotation, biological process: triglyceride metabolic process; glycerol-3-phosphate biosynthetic process; glycerol metabolic process. The record is from RefSeq and is a predicted model, not a curated record. NCBI's taxonomy places the organism in Eukaryota, Metazoa, Arthropoda, Insecta, Hymenoptera, Formicidae. The transcript has 12 exons.
CAUGGCAAUCGGUGAACGCGGCUACUCGCCGUCGCGUGCUCGUUGAUCGCAUCGCCCGGUUCGCGCGUGUGGUGGUGCGCGGUAUCUCGCCGGCCAAAUUCAUCGUCGUUCGUCGUGCCGGGCGACGAGCGUCGCGCCCGGUUAUGCGCGAGCGCUCACCCCUCGGGAUAUCGACCGACCGUGCAAUCGCUCUCGUCGCGAGGACGACCUCGGUGGAGCGUCGACGGCUCGCGACUCGCCGGCCGCGACCGCGGCACCUGCAGCAGAAAACGACGUCGUCACUCGUUCGUAGAGUGGCAGCAACGAUAACGAUCCGAGAAUCGUCUAGCUGAACAGUCGGAUCUUCUACUCGCGCGGGUGUUGUCGUUAUCACCGUCGCGACACUCGAGAAGGAGAAGAGGCUCCACGGAGGAGCGUGUGAUUCAUGGAGCGGGAGGAGACGAACGGAAAUGCGGAAGGAGACGCUAACGGUGAUACGACGGAGGAUACGGCGACCGCGAGCGAACGGGGCACUCCGGAAGGAUUCGAUUCCCUCGAGGACUCGGGCGCGUCGCUGGAGAUGGAACAGUCGGAGACCGGUCGCAGGACGAGUAUCUUCAAGUACUACUCGUACAAGAACGCAGAUACAAUGCCAAGUAAGGUGAAAAAGACAGGACCCCUCGUCGGCGUAGUUGACGUUGGCACGCGGACUGUUCGUUUUGUGGUAUUUAAUGCGAAGCACGUCGCGGAGAUUGCGUCUCAUCAAAUCGACAUAGAACAAAUCAGUUCGCAGGAGGGAUGGAUGGAACAGGAUCCCAAAGAGGUCCUCUUUGCGGUAAAGGCCUGCAUUAAGGACGUAAUUCGCAAAUUGGACAUGCUAGGCAUGAGGAUCGACGAAAUCGUUACUGUGGGUAUUACCAACCAGAGAGAAACUACGUUAGCGUGGGAUGCGACUACCGGCGAUCCGCUUUAUAAUGCCAUAGUGUGGUCCGAUAUUAGAACUGAUGCGAUUGUGGACCAGAUCAUAGCGAAGUUUCCGGAUCAGAGUAAGAAUCAUCUGAAGCCUUUAUGCGGCUUACCCGUGAGUCCGUACUUCUCGGCUUUGAAGAUUCGUUGGUUGAAGGACAACGUGAAGGCCGUAAGGAAAGCAAUUCGCGAGAGGCGAUGCAAAGUGGGGACCAUGGAUACGUGGGUUGUUUGGAAUUUAACGGGAGGCAAAGACGGUGGACUAUAUAUCACUGAUGUUACAAACGCGUCGAGAACGAUGUUGAUGAAUAUCGAGACGCUCUCCUGGGAUCCUACGUUAUGCAGAUAUUUCGACAUUCCUAUGCAAAUGCUACCGGAGAUCAGAAGCAGUUCCGAGAUAUACGGCAAAAUCUCGAUCGGUCCGCUGUCCGGCAUUCCCAUAUCCGGCAUUUUAGGAAAUCAACAAUCUGCUUUAGUCGGACAAAAUUGUUUGAAGAAAGGCCAAGCGAAAAAUACAUAUAGGAGUGGCUGCUUUCUGUUGUGUAACACGGGACGUACCAGAGUAUAUUCUUCUCAUGGAUUGGUUACGACUGUCGCAUAUCAGUUAGGUCCGAAGAGUCCACCUGUUUACGCGUUGGAAGGUUCAAUUGCGGUUGCAGGAGCAGCUAUUAAAUGGCUGCGGGAUAACAUGAAGCUCAUAAAAGAUGUUCAUGAAAGUGAACACUUGGCUCAAAGUGUAUUUAGCACGGGAGACGUCUAUUUCGUUCCCGCUUUCACAGGGUUAUACGCGCCUUAUUGGAGAAAAGAUGCAAGAGGAAUAAUUUGUGGACUUACUGCGUUUACCACGAAGCAACACAUAAUCAGAGCGUCCCUCGAAGCGGUGUGCUUUCAAACCAGAGACAUCCUGGAGGCGAUGUACAAAGAUUGUGGAUUUCCGUUAACGAAAUUAAACACGGACGGGAAAAUGUCGACUAACAAUCUUCUUAUGCAACUGCAGGCCGACUUAUGCGGUACACCAGUAUUUAGGUCAACUAUGCCCGACAUCACGGCCUUAGGCGUAGCAAUGGCUGCUGGACACGCUGAAGGGAUAGAUGUUUGGGAUUUGGAAGGCGAGGAAGUAGAAACAGUGUCAACCGACACUUUUCUUCCGACUACCACACCGGAAGAGAGGGACGCGAGGUAUAAGAAGUGGAAAAUGGCGGUGGAAAGGAGCUUAGGUUGGGCGACAGGAAAAAUGUCCGACCAAAUGACAGAUGAAAGGUACUGCAUACUGGCGUCCAUCCCUGCCAGUUGGUUUUUAAUAUCGAGCUUCGUUCUUCUGCGGUUAAGUUAUUACAUAGCGAACCGGUGACAGCAAGUCAACAUUAUCGAUGCGCAAGUUACCCUAGACGGCGGAUAGUCUUAAUUGCAGCCCAGAAGAAAACUUAGAGAAGUGAUAAGCUUGCUCAUUCAUGCAUACAUCGAUGCGUGCGACGACGAGUAUUACAAAAUGGUCAAAGAGAUAAAAUUGCUUCUUUAGAUUAAAUGCGUUCCAUACAUUUCUAUGCGCUCACAUACAGCGCUACGUUCCAUGGCCGAGGACAAGUAGCCAAUCACUUAUAGCCCUCCGAGUUUGGAAAUUAAUAACGCAAUCAGCACAAAAUAUUGUACAUUAUUUAAUUAUAGAUUAUUUAUAAUCUUGUUUUAUUCUUUGUGAAAUAACGAUUUCAGGUUUCUUGUGGAAUUUAUGAUGGAACAACAGAAUUGUUGUGGUAUUUGUACCUUGAAUUUAUCUCGUCGCGUGCAUAUAAUUCCAUCUUUGUUAUUAUUAUUUAUUGUAAAAACCAUAUAAAUACAAUUUUCAAUUACAUAUAUCACGGAA